GAACUGUACAUUUAAACAGAAUAAAGAUCUUUUUUGUUCGACGGCGGACUGGCAUGAGCGCUAGAGGUCCCCUCUUCGCUCACGGCUCCGGAGUUGGGUGUAGGGAGAAGUUCGAGCGCCUUUCUGCUGCCGGGAGAGGGACGAGUCCUCGGGGGGAAAAUUGGCAACAAAAUGUUGAGUGAGCUCAAGCACAGGAGGAAAGCCGCAGGUGGCAGCAGGCAAGACGAUUCAGCGAGGGAGCAGGAUGCGAAAGCGGAGCCGGAAUCCGACACUGGGCCGGCCAGGGAAGACAGCCGGACGAUAGACGUGAGGAGCGCCCUGUGUCUGCUCUCGCUGUUUGCCAGCGCGGCGCUCGCAGGGGUUAUGUUUCAGCAGUCAGCUAACUUUGUUGAUCUGGAGCAGAAGUACCAGCAACUCUAUACGAAACUUCAAGUUACCCAGGCCUUGGAAGAUGAAGUUAGCAAAGUUUCAAAAAAGCUGGAAUUAUCAGAAGAAGUCCUGCAGAAAGCCCUGUCAUCUAGCUCGGUCGUGACUUUCUUUGAACAGGAGAUGUCAGAGCUGCGUGGCAGUAUGAAUAGUUUACAAAAUAAAGAACAGACAAUAGCAAGAAAAAUGCAGAAUGUCAACAAAAACUUCCAAAAUAUUUCAGAUACAUGGAAACAAAGCUUAAAUGAAAUAAACAGCGAGAUUGCAAACCUGAAGUCAGAGUCAAAGAACAUGCACAAUAACAUUAAAUUGGAAAUUAAUACUGUCGAACAAGGCAUGAAGGAACUCAACGAAAAGAUGGAAGAAUUAGAAGUUAGUACUUUGGGAAAUACAAGAGCAAUCAAAGAACAAGAGGAAGAAGAUUUGGGUGGCCUGGACAAACAAGCAAGCUGGAAUACAAAGAGUAUCGAGGGCCUAGCUGAUCAACAGAGGAAUUUGAUCUCAAAGGAUAUGGAGUUCAUGGAAAAACUGACUGAAUUUGAAGCAAAGUUUAAGGAAUGCGAAGAAGCACUUCCAAUAAUAGAUAAUGGUGUCCACUCUGUCCUCAAGGUGUCCAGAGACCUUAUAACUACAGAAAAGAAAAUGGAUGACAUGACCGUUCAGAUGUUUAAUUUGGAAGACAAUAUGCUAAAAGUCAUAACUGAGAUACUAGAUAUGAAAAAACAACUGGAAGUAUUGCAGUCUGACUCUGCUUCUUAAAGCUCAAUAAUGCUGUGAAGGAUUCUCAUGGAAUGUAACAAGAUGUGAGAAAGAAGAAUCAUUCCACAGUUAAAUUUAAUGUUGCACUUUGAGCAGGAAAGCGAUAUUCUAUUAAUACAAACUCAAUCAUCUUUGCUAUGUGCUGUUAGAUAGACAUCAUCUGCUGAUAACUGAAAGGACAAACUAUUCCCGUUUUCCAGAAGAUGAACUACAUUAUAUUCCAUGUUUGCUUAUAGUACAAAUGAAGAUUGCACCCAACUUCUGCAAAUAAUCAACAGGAGACAGUAUUGAUGUUCAUUGUCUUUGAACCCCUGAUCAAAGAUCAUGCGGUCAUUAAGGUUUUGAAUUAUUUUAGCAUUUUGAUUGAGAAACAUUACGGUUGAAGAUUAUGGACAUGAAUGGUUGACUGCUUCACUUUCCGCAGUUGCUAUCUAUCAGACCUGCUUAUUUACAGAAAAGUUUGUUUUGGGGAAAGAAUGCGAAAGGCAUGUUGCAUAUAAUAAUGGACGGAUGGCUGCAGUGAGUCAGAACUACUAUGAUUAACACAUCCUUGUGGUGCACUUUAGGCCACUUGUUGUUUCACUUCAAGUGUUAGCUGCUCCACACAAGUAAUUGACAAAAAUGCUUUCACACACAUUGAAAAGUGUGAGGAAUGACCUGGUAUUUGGACGAUUUAAAUGCCAGGCCGGGCGGAUUGAAAAGGCAGGUUGUUGGGACCAGAUGUGAGGGUCGGGCUGGGGUUCUGCUUGCUGCUCAGUGACGUUUACUCAGCUCUGCGCUGAACUGAGGCUGAAGCUGUGGCCUACUCUGGGCUUCAUGUCUACGGACUCACUUUUGUUCUGAAUGCUAUUUGCUUAUUUUUAUUGUUUGUAUGAUUUGAUUUUUCUCUCUGCACAUUGGGUCCAUUUUUAUGGGUUCUUUUGGGCUACUUUGUUGUGGCUGCCUGUAAGGAGACAAAUCUCAAGGUUGUAUAAUGUAUACAGAUUUUGAUAAUAAAUGUGCUUUGAACUUUGAUCAGUAUCAGUGAUGAUGUUCUUCCAUUUCAAUGUUAUAUGCCUUUUUAACUCAUAACUCACUUGAAAUUGCAAGCUUUCACACAACA
Messenger RNA from Mobula hypostoma (lesser devil ray), 2287 nucleotides. RefSeq names its product inhibitor of nuclear factor kappa-B kinase-interacting protein-like. The coding region runs from base 172 to 1185 and encodes 337 amino acids. The record is from RefSeq and is a predicted model, not a curated record. NCBI's taxonomy places the organism in Eukaryota, Metazoa, Chordata, Chondrichthyes, Myliobatiformes, Myliobatidae. The transcript has 3 exons.